AUGGACUUGCACACGCUUAUUGACAAGUUCCAAGCCAAUGUCAAAAUUCUCAAGCAGUUGGGGGAGCAAACUGAACACUGGGAUGUGCUACUAAUUCACUUGCUCAGUACUCGGUUGGAUGCUGUUACGAGACGCGAUUGGGAAGAGUAUGCAGAGGCAAACGAGACGACCAAGUUUCAGCAGUUGAUAGAGUUUCUUCAACGUCGAGUCAAUGUGUUGGAAACGGUUAGCGGCAAGUCAGCGGAGAUGGCAACACUAGCGAAGAAACAUAAUCCACCUCGUUCAGCAAAUCACGGAGCUUCAAAGCAAGCAUCGCGCCAGUGUCCAGCGUGUUCUAGCCAGCAUUCUCUCUACCAGUGUGGAGAAUUUUCAAAAAUGUCGGUUGACGAGAAGGAGCGUGUAAUCCGACGCAAUCAGCUUUGCCGAAACUGCCUACGACGAGGCCACUUGGCAAAGGAGUGUUCAUCUGAAAGCAGCUGUCGCAAGUGUAGAGGGCGGCACCAUACGCAGUUGUGCUAUGCUUCAAGAUCAGAGGGCAGCAGUCGACCCGCAUCCCUCAUCCAGCCAAGUCAGCAAAGCAGCAACAACGAACAACUUUCUUCCACCCCAGCGGCACAUACUGGCAUCACGAGUAGCACUUCCCUGGACAGAUCUAGAACGAAGGUGCUGCUAGCUACAGCCAUCGUCAUCAUGGUGGACAACAACGGGAUAGAGCAUCCGGUACGAGCCUUACUGGAUUCAGGCAGCGAAUGUUGUUUCGCAACUGAGCGGCUACUCCAGCGAAUGAAGGUUCGUCGGUGCAAGGUGAAUCUGCCUAUUGCAGGGAUUGGUGAAGCUGCUACAGAAGUUCACUGCAAGUUCCAGUCCACCAUAAAGUCCAGAAUUUCCAACUAUGUUGCCACAAUCGAAGCCUUCGUCCUACCGAGGAUCACCGUAGACCUUCCAUCAAUUUCCGUUGACGCCUCUAGAUGGUCGCUUCCAACGGGAAUUCAGUUAGCAGAUCCAUCUUUCUAUCAAUCCGGAGUUAUUGAUGUUGUGCUGGGAGCGGAGGUGUUUUUCGAUCUCUUCAGCGUAGCAGGUCGCAUUCCAUUGGGCGAGUCUCUUCCGUGCCUCGUGAAUUCAGUCUUUGGUUGGGUGAUUAGCGGAAAAACUUCUCAAGAACAUUCAAGAUCACCCAUUGUCUGCAACGUAGCUACUACUGCCGAAAUACAACGCAACUUGGAGCGGUUUUGGGCCAUCGAGGAUGAUUCGGGAGUUGUACACUCCCCGGCUGAAGCCUACUGCGAGAAAUUCUUUUCUGACACGGUCUUUCGCUGCGAAGAUGGACGGUAUAUGGUGCGCAUACCGUUCAAAGAAGAGGUUUUGAAGAAGUUGGAGAACAAUAAACGCACUGCACUUCACCGCUUCCGUUUGCUCGAGAAUCGCCUGGGACGAGAUCCAAAGCUAGCUAUAGAAUACAAGAAAUUCAUGGAAGAAUACGAGAAGUUAGGACAUAUGAAGCGAAUCGACGAGUCUGAGGCAGCAUCUGGGCUUGCAUACUUUCUACCUCACCAUCCAGUCAUUCGCGAAGACAGCAGCACCACCAAGGUCCGCGUCGUAUUUGAUGCCUCGUGCAAGAGUGUUAGUGGAGUUUCCUUAAACGAUGCCAUGCUGGUUGGUCCAAUCGUUCAGGAGGACUUGAGAGCUAUCACGAUGCGAUCUCGCAUGCAUCCAAUAAUGCUUAUCGCCGACAUCGCCAAAAUGUAUCGGCAAAUUCUGCUGUUUCUUGAAGACUGUCGAUUUCAUUUGAUUUUCUGGCGCCAAUCACCAGAAGAACCGAUCCAAAUCUAUAAAUUGAAGACUGUGACCUACGGCACUGCUUCAGCACCGUAUUUAGCCACUAGAGUGUUGAAGCAGAUCGCACAGGAUGAAAGCUCAAAUUUCCCGCUCGCAGCAAGCGCAGCCAGCGAAGAUUUUUACGUAGAUGACUUCUUUUCCGGAGCAAGUACUGUCGCCGAAGCCAUUGAACUGCGAAAGCAGAUGGACGCCAUGUUGAAUUCAGCUGGGAUGCAACUUCGGAAAUGGGCGAGUAACUGUCCGGAAGUGCUUGAUGGAAUUCCUCCAGAGAAUCGAGCGUUAAAACCUCUGGUGAACUUCGAUAAAAAUCAGUCAAUAAAAACUCUUGGUCUGCAUUGGGAGCCGUGCUCCGACCAGUUAAAAUACAUUGUUCCCGAAGCUGCCGUCGACGCUGAUACAAUAAUUACGAAGCGCAGUUCUCUUUCCUGCAUAGCCAAGUUGUUUGACCCACUCGGUUUGGUAGGACCUGUUGUAGUCGUUGCCAAAGUUUUUAUGCAAUCGUUAUGGGGUCUUAAGGAGGACAACGACAAGCCGUACGACUGGGACAAGGAAUUGCCAGAAGAUAUGAAACGCCGUUGGAUCGAAUACUGCUCCGAACUGCCUCGUUUGAAUGACUUGCGUAUCAAUCGAUUCAUUUUGCUCCCUGAUUCUAUCUCUGCCGAACUCCAUUUCUUCUCGGACGCCUCUCUAGCUGCGUAUGGAACAUGUGCGUACAUCAGAUCAACGAACGCUUUGGGGGAAGUAAAGGUUGCUCUGCUCACGUCUCGAUCGAAGGUGGCACCACUCAAGCAACAAAGCAUUCCACGUUUGGAGCUGUGUGGUGCAUUGUUAGCUGCUGAACUCUAUCGUAAGGUAUCCGCUGCACUGCGAAUCACAUCCAAAGCGUACUUCUGGGUUGAUUCAACAACUGUUCUAUGUUGGCUCAACGCAACACCGUCAACAACCUGGUCCACUUUCGUUGGCAAUCGCGUUUCAAAAAUCCAGCAAAUGACAGAAAACUGUGAAUGGAACCAUGUCGCUGGUUGUGAGAAUCCUGCUGACAUCAUUUCCAGAGGAAUAGCAGCAGGAGAUUUGCUCCAGUGUAAACAGUGGUGGGAAGGUCCUCCAUGGCUUCAAAACGACAAAGAAUCGUGGAAGGUUCAAGUUAAUGAAGCCAUAGAUUCAGAAGCCGAAAGGGAAGCAAGGAAAACAUCACUCGCUACCGCAUCUCCUUCGAUUACUUUCGUCGAAGAGUACGUCGGUCGGUUCUCCAACUAUCAGCACAUGCUACGGAUUACUGCCUACUGGAGGCGGUACUUCAGAAAUCUACACCUGGCAAAAUUUGAACGAGUCGUCUCAUCACCGCUUUCUACUUCGGAGAUUCGUAGCGCCGAAUUAGCUCUUGUGCGACUGGUGCAGAAGGACGCUUUUCCGGCAGAAUUGAAAGCUGUGAAAGCAAAUCAAACAGUUCCAACUCAUUCUCGGCUCCGUUGGUUCCAUCCGAUGAUCGAUUCCGACGACAUUUUACGAAUAGGUGGACGAAUAGAUCGUUCUUCCCAACCUUUCGAUUCGCGACAUCAAAUUCUGCUCCCAGGAUCACAUCCGUUUACAACGCUUCUUGUUCGAUGUCUGCACGAACGUCUUCUUCACGCAGCAGUGCAGCUUCUUACCAACACCAUCCGACUACGAUUCUGGAUCUUAGGAGGCAGAAAUACUACCCGUUGCAUUGUUCAUAACUGCGUUACGUGCGUACGAGCAAAGCCCAAAGCCAUCGAGCAGUUCAUGGCCGAACUUCCCUCGCAGCGUGUCACUGCUUCACGGCCAUUCUCCGUCGUUUAUAUCGACUUUUGGGGGCCGAUCUAUCUCAAACCUCGUCACCGUAGAGACGCACCAACAAAAGCCUACGUUUCAGUGUUCGUGUGCUUCAGCACAAAGGCCGUUCACGUAGAACUUGUUGGUGAUCUGAGUACGGUGAAAUUUCUCCAAGCUUUCCGUCGUUUCGUUUCUCGUCGCGGUCUGUGCGCAGAUGUAUACACUGACAACGGCAAGAAUUUCGUCGGUGCUGCUAACGAGCUUCGAAGACUGUUGCGUUCCGAAGACUUUCGCCACUCCAUCGCCAGUGAAUGUUCGACUUCAGGAAUCCGCUGGCAUUUCAAUCCUCCUCGUGGAUCCCAUUUUGGAGGUCUAUGGGAAGCAGCGAUCAAGUCAGCGCAAAAACACUUUGUCCGUGUGCUUGGUGACCGAAAACUAGCCUUUGACGAUAUGGAGACACUUCUCGUACAAAUCGAAGGCUGCCUCAACUCUCGCCCGUUGACCAAACUCUCCGACGACCCAUCGGAUUUGCAGGCUCUAACGCCGGGUCAUUUCAUCGUCGGAUCCUCGCUACAGUCUGUUCCAGACAUCGACUACGAGUCUAUUCCGAUGAAUCGCCUUCACCAAUGGCAGCAGAUCCAGAAAAUGCUUCAGGAUGUCUGGAAACGCUGGCACGUAGAAUAUCUGCAAGCACUGCAACCUCGCAGCAAAUGGAUAAAACCACCAAUAGAGCUACAGAAGAAUCAAGUCGUCGUCAUCGUGGACGAGAAUCAACCACCAAUGCGUUGGCCUAUCGCUCGAAUCCACGAGCUCCACCCAGGUCAAGAUGGCGUCGUCACACUGCAGACUGGCUCCAGUUUGCUUACACGCCCAACUUCAAAGAUCUGUGUUCUACCCAUACCACCACCCAACGACGACCAAACGACCACAUCAGAAGAGCCGCCCGCGCGGUCUAGCUAG
Ochlerotatus camptorhynchus is the source of this 4587-nucleotide messenger RNA. RefSeq lists its product as uncharacterized. Bases 1 to 4587 code for a protein of 1528 amino acids. Lineage: Eukaryota; Metazoa; Arthropoda; Insecta; Diptera; Culicidae. Gene Ontology annotation, biological process: DNA integration. The transcript has a single exon. Gene Ontology annotation, molecular function: nucleic acid binding; zinc ion binding. The record is from RefSeq and is a predicted model, not a curated record.